AUGGCGCGCUCCAUUCGCGACUGUUACAUCCAUCAACUCACCCCUUACGACAAGUUCGUCUCCAUUAUCGGCAAAAAUGGGCAGCCGGCAAGCUUCGAGGCCGUGGACGUGGCGGACCUUACCAUUGUCGGACCAUUACCAGGAAAGACCGGCGCUAGAAUUGUCACCAGAAGGUCCUUUGGUACGAACCCGACAGCGAGAUUUUUCUUCAAGGGCAUGGACUUUGAAAGUUACAAGAAAGACAGCAAAGACUUUAGAGAACACCAGGAAAAGACCCUCCUCCACGAGAUCCGAACGCUGUACACCCUUCCAGCCCACCCGAACAUCAUGCCCUGCCCUAGGAGUCUCGUCGUCGUGCGAGACGCAGACAAUAAGGACCGGAUAUGUGGCUUCCUGCAACCUGCCAUGGAAAAGGAAUCCCUCGACGAACAAGUCAUGCACGCCAACAGAAUCGGCCGGCGUCUCCCGCUCGAGCUCAAGGCCAAGUGGUGCUACCAGAUGGCCCUAGCGAUACAACACACGCAUCAGGUCGCCGACACCUUCCACAUGGACCUAAAGCCCGGAAACAUCCUCGUCGACGACGAGAACAACCUGCGGCUCAUUGACUGGGAACAGAGCGGCUUUUCCAUGUUCACGCACCCGCCAGAGGUCACCAUCGACCAGGAAGCCGAGGAGGCAACUACCAUCGCCGCCCGGAAUGGCAAACCCCUAAUCAUCUACACGCCACACACCGGCGCGUUGCGCAAGAAUCAGAAGUGGGGCUUCCCGGACUGGAACGUCCUCCCGGAGUGGAAGACAACGUGCCCCCGUGCCGCCGAACUUGCGGAGGUCUUUAGCCUGGGCAGAACAAUGUGGAUGCUGCUGGAGCAGGUUGAACAGUCUGCCGACCCAACCAUAUGGACGUCGAUGGCGAGGGACGUUCCGCCGGCGUGGAAGGACAUGGUGAUGCAGUGCGUUGAGAGGGACCCCAACAACAGACCAGGACUGGACUGUGUGGUUGAGUUUUGGCGGAGGCAACUGUAG
Colletotrichum spaethianum is the source of this 1023-nucleotide messenger RNA. RefSeq names its product serine/threonine-protein kinase PLK4. Gene Ontology annotation, molecular function: protein kinase activity; ATP binding. NCBI's taxonomy places the organism in Eukaryota, Fungi, Ascomycota, Sordariomycetes, Glomerellales, Glomerellaceae. Gene Ontology annotation, biological process: protein phosphorylation. The coding region runs from base 1 to 1023 and encodes 340 amino acids. The transcript has a single exon. The record is from RefSeq and is a predicted model, not a curated record.